GCGCGCUCGGACCGCCUGCUGCUCCCGCCUGGCUGCUGACCGCUCGCCGCCGACUUUGUGCGGCUCCGGGUUCUCCGAGCGGAUUCCAGAAAGCCUGCAAGGCCAUCAUGGCAGCGAAGCCCAAGCUCCAUUAUCCGAACGGGAGAGGUCGGAUGGAAUCCGUAAGAUGGGUUUUAGCCGCUGCUGGAGUCGAGUUCGAUGAAGAAUUCUUAGAAACAAAAGAUCAGCUGCAGAAGUUGCAGGAUGGUAACCACCUGUUGUUCCAACAAGUGCCGAUGGUUGAAAUUGACGGGAUGAAGCUGGUGCAGACCCGCAGCAUCCUCCACUACAUAGCGGACAAGCACCACCUCUUUGGCAAGGACCUCAAGGAGAGAACCCUGAUUGACAUGUAUGUGGAGGGGACGCUGGAUCUGCUGGAAUUGAUCAUCAUGCAUCCUUUCCUAAAACCAGAUGAUCAGCAAAAAGAAGUGGUCAACAUGGCCCAGAAGGCUAUCAUUAGAUACUUUCCUGUGUUUGAAAAGGUCUUAAGGGAUCACGGACAAAGGUUUCUUGUUGGUAAUCAGCUGAGCCUCGCGGACAUAAUUCUUCUCCAAACCAUUUUGGCUCUAGAAGAGAAAAUUCCUAAUAUCCUGUCUGCAUUUCCUCACCUCCAGGAGUUCACCGUGAAAAUAAGUAAUAUCCCUACAAUUAAGAAAUUUCUUGAGCCUGGUAGCAAGAAGAAGCCUCCUCCGGAUGACAUCUACGUGAGAACCGUCUACAACCUCUUUAUGCCGUAAAACAACUCAUGCAUCUGAGGAGUCAGUGCUGUCCACGACUCUGCAGAAAGAGGACAUCUGGAAGCCCCGUGUUUGGAACCCUCCUGAAUUCUGCCCUGUGCAUCUCUUCCCCUGGCUGAUCUUCAUCUGUAUUCUCUCCUUGUAAUAAACCAUAGCCGUGAGUACAACA
Molecule: messenger RNA, 945 nt
Organism: Equus quagga
Lineage: Eukaryota; Metazoa; Chordata; Mammalia; Perissodactyla; Equidae
Gene: GSTA4
Product: glutathione S-transferase alpha 4
Exons: 8
Coding region: 108-776 (222 amino acids)
Biological process (GO): glutathione metabolic process; xenobiotic metabolic process
Molecular function (GO): glutathione transferase activity
Source: RefSeq, a predicted model, not a curated record